This is a messenger RNA of Exaiptasia diaphana, 2524 nucleotides long. RefSeq names its product ATP-dependent DNA helicase PIF1-like. NCBI's taxonomy places the organism in Eukaryota, Metazoa, Cnidaria, Anthozoa, Actiniaria, Aiptasiidae. Gene Ontology annotation, biological process: DNA repair; telomere maintenance. The transcript has a single exon. The record is from RefSeq and is a predicted model, not a curated record. The coding region runs from base 91 to 2355 and encodes 754 amino acids. Gene Ontology annotation, molecular function: DNA helicase activity.
UCAUAUGAUCCUAUCAAUGAUCAAGAAAAUGAAGAUAUACACUCCCAAUUAGAACAAUCAAAUGUUGAAGAUGAAACAUUCAAUCAACAUAUGCCUUCACAUCUGUCCUCUACACCUGAGUCUCAUCAGGCUUCAGCACUAUCUCGGUAUAUCCGACCCUCAGAAAUGACUGAUAAUGAGCUACGCCAUUCUGUGAGAUCUUUGAAUAACAGACAGAGAUAUACAUUUAACCAUGUUCUAACCUGGUGUAGAAAUAAAGUCAAAAACAUCAAUUGUAUCAAACCACAAAAAAUUGAUGGAAUUUACAUUUUCCUUACUGGUGGAGGUGGAGCUGGCAAGAGCCACUUGAUUAAAACAAUAUAUCAUACUGUAACAAAAACAUUUAGACAUGUUGCUGUUAAUCCUGAAUUGCCAUCAGUACUAUUAAUGGCCCCAACAGGUGUUGCUGCAAUAAAUAUUCAUGGAACUACUGUUAAUACAGCUUUAGGUAUACCAAAAGAAGCCGGUUCUACUUUAAARCCMCUYUCAGACCAAAACMGAACACAAUUGAGACUCUUCUUAUCUGAACUGAGACUCAUAAUAGUAGAUGAGAUUUCUAUGGUUGGCAAUACCACACUACUACAUAUCCAUCAAAGAUUAAAAGAAAUAUUUGCUACACCUGCYUCUAAACUAUUUGCUGGAAUAAGUAUAAUUGCAGGUGGYGAUUUCUAUCAACUUCCACCAAUAAGAAAAAAACCAGUAUUUGAAAAUUUCCACAAUGAAACAUUUAACCUGUGUCAUCCMUGGCAUCUUUUUAGAAUGACAGAGCUKAUUGAUAACAUGCGCUCRAAAGAUGACCAACCAUUUGUUGAAAUGCUAAACAGAUUUCGUACAGCUAAUCAAACUGAAGAASACAUUAAGCAGAUACAAUCGAGAUCAAUAGACCCAGAGAAUGAAAACUAUCCAUCAGAUGCCAUACAUAUUUAUGCUGAAAAUAGACCAGUUGAUGAGCACAACAAUAMAAAAUUAGCUGAAUUACCUGGAACAAUGUUUCUUCUAAGAGCAACAGAUCAGUAUCCUCCACAUGUCUCUCAAACAGACAUUGAUAAAGUAUUAUUGAGAGGUCGUUCUGAAACUGGUGGACUAGAUUAUGAUAUACAUGUCAAAGAAGGUGCAAGAGUUAUGCUAACAAGCAAUAUCGAUAUUGCRGAUAGACUCAUUAAUGGCCAAAUAGGUACUAUCAUUAAGAUCCAAGUUAAUCAAAACACACAAAAACCAAGUGUUAUUUAUAUUAAAUUUGAUGAUGAUCAAGCUGGCAAAAAUGUAAUUGCUAAAUCUACAAACCAAUUUGUUAAAGAAAACAAUGUAGUUCCCAUUGAGCCAAUUCUUGCUAAAAUUAAAAUAAGGCCUGGAAAACCAUCUUCACCAGAAAUUCAAAGGCUCCAAUUUCCAGUUACAUUGGCCUAUGCAGUUACUAUACAUAAAAUUCAGGGUCUCAGUUUAGACAAGGUUGUAAUUAGCUUCGAGCUUAUAAGACAAAGGUCAUUUAACUACGGACAAGUAUAUGUUGCUUUAAGUCGAUCACGUUCCAUGAAUGGUUUGUACACUUUAGGACAAAUAGAAGCUAAACAUGUUAAAGCAGACCCAAGAGUACAUAAGGAAUAUCAGAGAUUAAGAGACACAUCACCACUUGAACCACCUAAAGCUUCCCAAGAAAACACUCAAAAGUUAACUGUUUGUCUUCUAAAUGUCAGGUCCUUACAAAAGCACAGCAUUGAUGWGAAACAUGAUGCAAAUCUUUUUGAUAYAGAUAUGAUAUGCUUUACAGAAACACAACUUUUACCUAGCAGCAAUGAUACUGAUAUAAAAAAAAAUCUUCACCCCUUUACAUUACUCAGGCAAGAUCAUAUUACAGAUAAGUAUUGCAGUUUAGCAUUAUGUUCAAAACCCAAUCUAGAAAUCACAGAAUAUCACUACAUUCCUGAAAUAAAUGCAAUAACAUUUUCUGUUGUUAAAGCAUAUUGUAGCACACAAAUAAAUAUUCUUUUACUAUAUCGCAAGAAUGGUUGCAACAUUUCUCAAUUUAUACGAAAUCUUCAAAAUAUUUUAAACACGCAUAAUAUUGACAUAAUUUUUGGAGACUUCAAUAUGAACUUCCUUGCAGAUAAUGAUGUCCAAGCACUCAGUACUAUCAUAAAACAAUUAAGCUAUACACAAACAGUUCAGGGCCCUACAUUUAUAUCAGGAAGUUUACUAGACCAUGUUUAUAUAAGAAACAAUACAAUGAACUUAUUUAUAAGUGAUAUUCGUACAUCAAUACUUCCAGUAUACUACUCCGAUCAUGAAGCAAUUAAAAUAUCAUUGACUUUCAAAUGAAUUUAGUAACAUUUUCCCAUUGCGAAUUUUUAUAGCUAAUCAAGGACAAUAGUAUAAUAAAGACAAACAGUAGCCUUGUACUAUAAAAUUUGAUUAUUCUCAAACUUGUGUAAUUAAUACUAUUCAAAAAUAUUAAAUCAAUUUUCUAUAGAAAAUAAUUAUGUUCUAA